Molecule: messenger RNA, 4037 nt
Organism: Rhinopithecus roxellana (golden snub-nosed monkey)
Lineage: Eukaryota; Metazoa; Chordata; Mammalia; Primates; Cercopithecidae
Gene: ZNF260
Product: zinc finger protein 260
Exons: 3
Coding region: 1005-2243 (412 amino acids)
Biological process (GO): regulation of transcription by RNA polymerase II
Molecular function (GO): DNA-binding transcription factor activity; RNA polymerase II cis-regulatory region sequence-specific DNA binding
Source: RefSeq, a predicted model, not a curated record
UGUGGCACACCACUACCCAGUCCCGGGGAUCGAGUAAACUAAGACUCGGCCUUACACCCCGCCCCGGCCAGGGAGACAGUCCCACAAGCUCUAGCAGAGGAAAGAAAGUUCGCGCGAAAAGCGGACUCAAACCGCUGAACCUUCUGGGAAAUGUAGUCUACCCUCAAAAGAGUGGCACGGAAGACGGGCCGAGAUCUGUAGAUUCCGUCCGGUUCUGAUCCUGGGCCUGCCCCAGCCCAGGAGAUCUCUGGGAGCCCUGCCCGCACGAAGGAGUGCGCAGGCGCAGACUCUCCGACUAGCCAUGGUGGUCUUUGUCUGCUGGCUUGCUUCCUUGUACAUCCUCAGGAGCUGCAAAAUCUCUUAGAGUUCUAAGGGCUCUGCCUGAAUUUUGGGAUGGUGCCUUGUUCCCCAACCAUAACAUCCAAGUCCAGUGUCAUUUUUCUUCUCACAAGUUUAAAGUCAACACUUAAAAGAAGGACAGCAACAGAUGAUUGAGAAAGAAAUGUGAAGAAGGUUCUCUGUGUGAGUAAGCAAGAACCUGAAGAAGCCUGGGAAGUUUAUAAACAGAUAAAGACGCAACAUGAAAGACUUGUAAGUUAAGUCUCAUCUUUCUCUGUGAAAAUACAGACUGAGGAAAAAUUUAGGAAACAAAGUAUUUCCUCUGAACACAGUCAUUGAUUCUUCAAGACUACCCUACUGCGUAUGGGACUCAGUUUAAAACAGUUUGAAACAUAAUUUAUAAAUAAUUUAUACCUAAAUAUGAGAGAAGCUGUAUAAGAACCAUUAAGAAUAUAAAGAGAAUGUUACAUUUUAUCCCUUUUUGUAAUCAUCUCAUCUCAGGGUAAUCAAUGUAAGAAAAGUCUUCCAUCAUAAAUUUAACUUCAUUAGAUACCCGAGAAUUAGUAUUGAAAAUACACCCUAUGAAUUUAGUGAAUGUGGGAAAGCUUUCAUCAUUAUUACAUCUUAUUUGAUACUAGGGAAAUCUCCUGAUUAAAUUCACAUGCAUGAUAGGCAUGUUGGAAAGUCUUCAGCAUGAAUCAGAUCUCCUUCAGCAUGAUCAAAUUCAUACUGGAGAAGAACCUUAUGAAUGUAAUGAAUGUAGAAAAACCUUUAGCCUGAAGCAGAACCUCAUAGAGCAUAAGAACAUGCAUACUGGAGAGAAAUCUCAUGAAUGCACUGAAUGUGGUAAAGUGUGCUCUCGAGUCUCAUCCCUUACUUUACACCUUAGAAGUCACACAGGAAAGAAGGCAUAUAAAUGUAAUAAAUGUGGAAAAGCCUUCAGCCAGAAAGAAAACUUCCUUUCUCAUCAGAAACAUCACACUGGAGAGAAACCUUAUGAAUGUGAAAAAGUCUCUAUUCAGAUGCCAGCCGUCAUCAGACACCAGAAAAAUCAUAUAGGAACCAAACCCUAUGCAUGUAAGGAAUGUGGCAAAGCCUUUAACGGCAAAGCGUAUCUCACUGAGCAUGAGAAAAUUCAUACUGGAGAAAAACCAUUUGAAUGUAAUCAGUGUGGAAGAGCCUUCACCCAGAAGCAAUACCUCGUUAAACAUCAGAACAUCCAUACUGGAAAGAAGCCCUUUAAAUGUAGUGAGUGUGGAAAAGCUUUUAGCCAGAAGGAAAACCUCAUUAUACAUCAGAGAAUCCAUACUGGAGAGAAACCUUAUGAAUGUAAAGGGUGUGGGAAAGCUUUCAUUCAGAAGUCAAGCCUCAUUAGACACCAGAGAAGUCACACAGGAGAGAAACCUUACACAUGUAAGGAAUGUGGGAAAGCCUUCAGUGGCAAAUCAAAUCUCACUGAGCAUGAGAAAAUUCAUAUUGGAGAGAAACCCUACAAAUGUAAUGAAUGUGGAACAAUCUUCAGGCAGAAGCAAUACCUCAUUAAACAUCACAAUAUUCAUACAGGAGAGAAACCCUAUGAAUGUAAUAAAUGUGGAAAAGCCUUCUCUCGAAUCACAUCACUUAUUGUACACGUGAGAAUUCAUACGGGUGAUAAGCCUUAUGAGUGUAAGGUCUGUGGGAAAGCCUUCUGUCAAAGCUCAUCUCUUACUGUGCAUAUGAGAAGCCAUACAGGUGAGAAACCCUAUGGUUGUAAUGAAUGUGGGAAAGCCUUUUCUCAGUUCUCAACCCUUGCUCUGCACAUGAGAAUCCAUACUGGUGAAAAACCUUAUCAGUGUAGUGAAUGCGGGAAAGCUUUCAGCCAAAAGUCACAUCACAUUAGACACCAGAGAAUUCAUACUCAUUAAAGUUCUCUAUGAAUGCCUUGGAUUUAGCAAAACGUUCAGCAAUUUUACACUUAGUAGUGUGUUGGAAAAUUCAUUUUACAUUAAAGUGACAUGAAUGUGGGAAGUCCUUCAGCAGCAAUUCAAAACUUAAAUACUGUGAUGUUUAAUAAGUAUUAUAGUAUAAAGAAAACCCGUACCCCCAAAACUCCCACAACAAGCGUUAUCGAUGCCGUACUUCUAGGAGUAUUCUCAUUAAAGUUAGGAUCUAGUCAUGGACACUACUUAAUGUGUUCCUGGAAGGCCUACCAGAUGCAUUAAGAAAUAGAUAGGAGACGGAUAACGUUUUGAAAUUAAGAGACAAAAUUAUCAUUUUUGUGAUAUGUUUUGCUACAUAUAUGACUUGUAAAACUAGAAUCAUCAAAAUUAUGUGUCGUUGAAGCAGUCAAACUGAGACUGAGACAGAAUAUUGAAUUCAGAAAUAUAUGCAUGAAUAUAUGGGGAACUGGUAAUUGAUAGAGGCGGUAUCCCAAAUUGGUGGGGAAAUCAUGGAUUAUUUAAAAAGUAAUUGACUCUUCAUAUGGAAAAAUAAUAGAUCUCUCCCAUCAUCAUACGUUAAAAUAUUUUUCUUAUGAAUUCUAAAAGUACUGAAGACUAAAAUGCAAAAAGCAAUACUUAAUACUAUAACAGUUUUAUAAGAAAAUGUUUUUAAAACCUUAGGGCAGGAAAGAAUUUCUAAAACAUUCCAGAAUACCUGGUAGUUCCACUCUUGAGUAUGGUAGUCCCCUAUUUUCUGCAAGGGAUGGACUCUAAGAACCCCAGUGGAUACCUGAAACCCAGAUAGGACCAAACUCUAUGUCUAUGUUUUUUUUCUUAUCUAUACAUACCUAUGAUAAAAUUUACUUUACACAUUAGACACAGCAAGAGAUUUAAAACAAUAAUAAAUAUAAUGGAACAAUUAUAACAAUAUGCUGUAAUCAUAAAAGUUAUGUGAAUAUGAUCUUUCUCAGAAUACCUUAUUGUACUAUUCUCAACUGUUUAUGAACUGUGGUGACCACAGGUAACUGAAACCAUGCAAAGCAAAGCUGUGGAUAAGGGGGAACUACUAUAUAUAUGCAUAUACCCAAGAAACACAUGAACACAGGGAGUCACAUACUGGUCUGUAGCUGUAUAAUUCAUUGCACCAUGAGUUAUAGUAGCCAGAAAUUGGGAAACAAAUGCCUGUCUCUUGUGAAAUAGAUGAAUAAAAUGUGACAUAGUAACAUAGUAGAAUACUCUCUAGCAGUUAAGUGACAAAUUAAGUCUAUAUAUUAACAGAAAGAUUAAAAAAAAUUCAAGUGAAGAAAAAUGAACAUAUUGUAAUGAUGCUUCUGUGAAUUUGAAUAAAAUCAACACUAAUCAGCCCUAGUACUAAGCAUGGUUAUGGAUAAAUUAUGUAAAACUAAAGAAUGGAUUGAAAGGAUAUGUAUGUACUCAAUUCCCAAAAGUGGAGUGGUUACCUCUAGGAAGAAAGGAGGUAGAAGGGAAAUGUUACCAAGCAUGGUAGUUAAAGGAUACUUCAAUUUUGUAUCUAUUUCUUAUUAAAAAGAAAUAAACAUGCUAAGUAAACUAACAAAAUGUUAAUUCUGGGUGAUGGUAAUAUUUGUGUUCAUUCUAUCAUUCCUGUUAUUUAUUUCCUUAAACUUCUGAAAAUUAAAAAGUCCAGAAAGGAGUGAGGAACGUAUACAUGAAACAUUAUAAUGGACUUACAUUCCUAGUCAGAUACUAAUAUUCUAUAGAAGAUAUUUCUAAAAUCAUAUGAAAUAAUUUUUUUUUUUU